Egretta garzetta (little egret) is the source of this 2625-nucleotide messenger RNA. RefSeq names its product oxysterol binding protein like 5 (gene OSBPL5). Lineage: Eukaryota; Metazoa; Chordata; Aves; Pelecaniformes; Ardeidae. Gene Ontology annotation, biological process: phospholipid transport. The coding region runs from base 1 to 2625 and encodes 874 amino acids. The transcript has 22 exons. Gene Ontology annotation, cellular component: membrane; intracellular membrane-bounded organelle; cytosol. The record is from RefSeq and is a predicted model, not a curated record. Gene Ontology annotation, molecular function: sterol binding.
AUGAAGGAGGAGAACUUUCUUCGUCGCAGGUUCUCCCUCUGUCCGGCCUCGUCUACCCCUCAGAAGGUCGAUCCUCGGAAGCUGACACGCAAUCUGUUCUUCGGGGCCGACAAUGACAUCUACCCACUCAGCCCAGGAAAAGAUGUGGAAGGAAACAGCCCGUCGGCGCUGAAGGAUGAGACACCACAGACUCCAAAUUCCAUUAGUAAGGUACUGCCUAUCGAAUAUAAGCUUUGCAAUGGAUCUGACAAAGAGUGUGUGUCUCCCACAGCCAAAUUCACGAAGAAGGAAACACUGAAGGUACAAAAAAAAAAUUACAGACAGGAGAAGAAAAGAGCUACCAAGCAACUCUUCAGUGCUCUAAAGGAUCCCAGUGUAGUGAUCACAGCAGACUGGCUGAAGAUUCGUGGGACUCUGAAAAGUUGGACCAAGCUGUGGUGUGUUCUGAAACCAGGAGUGCUGCUGAUUUAUAAGACGCCAAAGAUUGGACAGUGGGUUGGGACAAUCUUGCUCCAUUCUUGUGAGCUGAUUGAGAGACCUUCCAAAAAGGACGGCUUCUGUUUUAAACUUUUUCAUCCUUUGGAUCAAUCAAUCUGGGCUGUAAAGGGCCCAAAGGGAGAAAAUGUUGGUUCGAUCACUCAGCCUCUUCCCAGCAGCUACUUAAUUUUCAGAGCAGCCUCCGAAUCGGAUGGCCGAUGCUGGCUGGAUGCUUUGGAACUUGCCCUGCGCUGCUCCAGCCUCUUCCGGCUCAGUGCCUCCAAGCAGGGAAAGGAUGGAGAAAUGAACGGCUCGAGUGAUUCUGCGCAUGUGGGGCUCAACCACCUCUUGCACACAAGCACUAUCUCAGACCAGGAGUUCUUCCAUUUGAAUGAAUCAGCCCUGGAGAACCACCACCAUUUGGAAAAUGAUGCUUUUUCGGACAAGUCCGAGAGAGACAACAUAGAAGAGUCGGAGAACGAAAUGCAUGAGAACAGCCGGAAGACAAAUGAGAGUGAGAGCGAUCAGUCAGAAAUCCAUGGAGAGGUCUCUCCGGGAAGUAAAGGGACGACUUAUAUUGAACAGAUCUAUGAGGAAUUUGGGGAGACAGGUGAAUCGUCUCAAACAGAAACCGUCUCUGAGGAGAACAAGAGCCUGCCACGCUCGUUCCUUAACAAACUCUCUGAUUACUACUACCACGCUGACCUGCUUUCCCAGGCUGUCCUUGAAGAUGAUCCAUACAGUCGAAUGAAGCAAGUUUUGAGGUGGUACCUGUCCGGCUUCUAUAAGAAGCCAAAGGGAAUAAAAAAGCCAUACAACCCUAUUCUGGGAGAGACGUUUCGCUGCUGUUGGUUUCACCCUCAGACGAACAGUCACACAUUUUACAUAGCGGAACAGGUCUCCCAUCAUCCGCCAGUGUCAGCUUUUCAUGUCAGCAAUAGGAAGGACGGAUUCUGCAUUACCGGCAGCAUUCUAGCGAGGUCCAAGUUUUAUGGUAACUCACUUUCUGCACUGUUGGAUGGGAAAGCAAAGCUUAUGUUUCUAAACAGGGGGGAAGAUUAUAUAAUUACCAUGCCAUACGCCCACUGUAAAGGACUUUUAUAUGGUACCAUGACAAUGGAGCUUGGAGGGAAAGUUACCAUCGACUGUGAGAAAACUAACCACAGGGCUGAGCUGGAAUUCAAGCUAAAGCCCUUCUUCGGUGGCAGUGCAAGCAUUAAUCAAAUCUCUGGGAAGAUUAAAUCAGGAGAAGAAGUGCUAGCAAGUCUCAGCGGACACUGGGAUGGGGAAGUGCAUAUAAAUGAGUUGAAAAAUGGGAAUGCGGAAAUGUUCUGGAACCCGACCAGUGAAGUACGAAGGCAGAGACUGAAGCGCCAUAUUGUGCUGUUUGAGGAGCAGACAGACUUUGAGUCGGAGAGGCUUUGGCAGCACGUUACUAGUGCAAUAAACAAAGGCGAUCAACACAAGGCAACGCAGGAAAAAUUUGUGCUGGAAGAGGAGCAGAGGAAUGCUGCCCGGGAGCGGAGAGAGAGCGGCACAGAGUGGAAACCACUGCUCUUCAGGCACGACGCCACGACUAAUGAAUGGCGCUACAAAUAUGAGGAUUUAAGACCUUGGGAUCCUUUGAACGACAUUGCCCAAUUUGAGAAGAAUGGGAUACUUCAGACCAUGGAAAGACACUUAUCCACAAGGAUGUCAAACCACAAAACAACGUGCAUAAACAAUCAAAUUACACGGCACAAGAGGUCUGCCAAAGACUGCAGGCGCCGCAAAACCAGCGAUCAGCCGUCCAACCACAGCCAGAACACAGAGAGCAGCUGUUCAACGCCAGAGUCGGUGCAGGAGCUCUCAGAUGAUGAUGGCAAAGAUGGUGAUGCAAAACGUAAUGUCCUUCAAUGCUUUGCUGCAGGGUUUGAAAGCCUGUGCGCUCAGUGUGGGAAAGAAAUGAAUCACCUUAAGGAAAUUCAUUCAGCCGUCCUGUCCCUACAGAGAGCCCAACAGGACAUACACCGAAACCUCAGCGCUCUGAACAAAAAGUCCUUCCACAGGAAGGUCUCUUCUGAAAGCUUCCUCCUGGACUCUCGCUGUUGGUUUCUUCUCUGCAUCUUUCUUACGUGUCAACUAUUCAUUAAUUAUGUCUUCAAAUAA